GGCCCUUCUACUCCCGCACAAAUGUGCUACUGUCGGCAAAUGUCUACUUCCCAGAAGAAGGCGGACGUGCGUUCUAAAGGAGUUUAUAUUCUAGCUAAGACACUUUGAUAAAUAUGGWUCUUUGUUAUAAACCAUUUGAAUGUGGCCUUGAUGAUGUUGCCAAAGAAGCAGAAAGAAUGGUUAAGAUGGAUAACGCYAGUCGUGUUCUCAAUGGGGUAAAAAAGAACUAUGACAAAAGACUUCGACCCUUCUUUGGAGGAAAGCCCGUAGUUGUCUAUGUGGAUCUACACGUGGUUAACAUCGGGGAGAUUUCCGUGCGCAACAUGGACUAUGCGCUUAUGAUAUACUACCGACAGACAUGGAAUGAUCCUCGCUUAAAGAAUGACUUGGACGAGAACCUUGUGAUCCAGGGUGACAUGUUAAGCGACAUCUGGAUUCCUGACACAUAUUUCACCAAUGAAAAGACGUCACUAGUUCAUCAAGUCACCAAAGAAAACUACCUGCUCAUUCUAAUGCCGAAUGGGACAGUAUUUUUCAGCCUGAGAAUCUCAAUCACUGCCAUUUGUCCAAUGGAUUUAAGACAAUACCCGAUGGACAGCCAGGUCUGCAAACUAGACAUUAUGAGCUACGCCGGCUCUGUCAAUGACCUGAGGCUGAAGUGGAAGUUCGGUGAGACAGGAUCGGUAUCAAUGGAUAAAGAUAUUCGCUUACCGCAGAUGGACCUGAUWCAUGUCAUCGGCAAUGAAUACGAGGAGGUUUUCCCGUCAGGAACCUAUUCAAGAUUGUCGUUGACGUUUCGAUUCAAGCGAAGACUCAAUCUAUUCAUUACCGAGACGUAUCUUCCGUUAGUCCUCAUAGUUGCAUUGUCGUGGGUAUCGUUCUGGAUCAACUACCGGGCAGCUCCAGCCAGAGUAGCUCUGUGCAUUACGACGGUUUURACGAUGAUAACGCUAAGCGGUGUUGUCCGAGCGUCGUUACCUAAAGUCACCUACACCAAGUACAGUGACUAUAUCUUGAUAGUAGGCCUGUUGUACGUAUUUGCUGCKCUUGUAGAGUACGCCAUUGUCAACUACUACGACAAUGUCAAAGAAAAGCAAAAACAAGACAAGAUCAACGAUGUUGAAAUGACAAAAAUUGACAUGGAUGAUGGUGAGGUCGACAMAAUCAUAAGCACAAGCCAUCCAAAAGGUUUCAUUGCAAAACUUAAAAGAUGGCUGAAUACAGAUGACAUCCAAGUUGACUCAAUCGAUAUAAAAUGCAGAUUCCUCUUUCCUGGAUCCUUUGUUCUUAUUAACGUGAUAUUUUGGAUCUAUUUUGCAGUUGAUUCAUCGUAAUUUGAAAUUUAAAACAUUMAAAUGUUGCCAACAAGUUGCACCAAUUGACAUCKCUUUAUUGCAUUAAUAAAACAUUSUUUUUCUUGU
This is a messenger RNA of Exaiptasia diaphana, 1421 nucleotides long. RefSeq names its product gamma-aminobutyric acid receptor subunit beta-1. The coding region runs from base 114 to 1334 and encodes 406 amino acids. The record is from RefSeq and is a predicted model, not a curated record. The transcript is spliced from 9 exons. Gene Ontology annotation, molecular function: neurotransmitter receptor activity; GABA-A receptor activity; extracellular ligand-gated monoatomic ion channel activity. Lineage: Eukaryota; Metazoa; Cnidaria; Anthozoa; Actiniaria; Aiptasiidae. Gene Ontology annotation, biological process: chloride transport; nervous system process; gamma-aminobutyric acid signaling pathway. Gene Ontology annotation, cellular component: synapse; neuron projection; membrane.